This is a messenger RNA of Daphnia carinata, 1876 nucleotides long. Its product is annotated as probable 4-coumarate--CoA ligase 1. The transcript is spliced from 10 exons. The record is from RefSeq and is a predicted model, not a curated record. Gene Ontology annotation, molecular function: CoA-ligase activity. Bases 170 to 1831 code for a protein of 553 amino acids. Lineage: Eukaryota; Metazoa; Arthropoda; Branchiopoda; Diplostraca; Daphniidae.
GCACCCUUAGCCUGUUCUUGGGUAAACGAUGGAUAAACACUAUUUUGAGAGUGCCUUCCUAAAGUUAUGUAUUAAAAUUAUUGUUUUGAGAGAGACUAAGCAGCAAUUGAUGCUGCUGGUAGAAAGACUUGUCCCUCUGUAAAAAUUGAGCUUCCUAACACUUGCUACCAUGUUUGUUCCAGUAGAAAUAGAAGCAGAUAAAAAAAUCCAGACAUACCAAGAUGUGUAUGACAGCUCAAUUCCUGAUGCCAUUUCAAUUUCAGAGUUCAUUUUACAAAGAAUUGUGUCUAAUGAGAGGGUGGCUUGUGUGAAUGCUGAAACAAAAAAAAUUUUCACGUAUAUCCAAAUAAAAGAAAAAUCCUAUGAGUUGGCAACAGGAUUGCAAUCAAAGUUCAAUAUCAAACGAGGAGACAAUGUGGCUGUAAUUCUUCCAAACUGCUUGGAAUACCCUGUUAUUAUUUUUGCUGUCAUGUUAACAGGAGGGUGUGCAACACUGAUAAAUCCUGCACAGACAAUCAGUGAAUUGGAACAUUCCGUUAGGUUAUCCAAACCUAAAGUAUGGAUCGGGACGGAAGACUGUAUAGCCAAAUUUGAAGGAAUUUAUAAAGGCCUUUCCAAGCGACCGCCGUUCGUAUUACUCAAUGCUUCAACUACUUCUCACAACAUAACUAUUGAAAACCUCAUAGCCCUUGGUAAAAAACAAACCUUCCAACAGCCAACUAUCGAUACCCGUGAAGAUGCCGCGCUUAUUCUCUUUUCCAGCGGGACUACAGGCCUCCCCAAAGGCGUCGUCUUGACGCAUUUUAAUUUGAUUGCAGCCCGACGUCAAACCCAGGAACUUGCAAAAGAUGUCCGACGCAGAGAUCCACAACCCAGUGGAGCAAUACCUGUUACUGAAUGUUUGGCAGCUGUUCUUCCCUUUUACCAUACGUACGGUAUCAGCGGUGUCUUUGAUAACCUAAUGGGAGGUUUACGGUUCGUUAUCAUACCCAAUUUUUCGCUGCAGCGUUUUCUUCAAGCAGUUCAAGAUUACAAAAUUACUGUAGUCUCGCUGGUGCCUGCAAUUGCCGUUCAGCUCGCCAAGCAGCCUGUUGAGCAUCUGUACGACCUAAGUUCGCUCCGAGUGAUUAGGUCUGGAGCAUCCGCCUUGAGCGCAGACAUCAUAAACGAUUUGAAACGAAAACUAAAUUGCACAGUCUAUCAAGGUUACGGAAUGACAGAAGCCACUGUGCGUUCUCAUGCCAACUACAAAGGAGUCAAUCGUGAAGGCAGUAUUGGGGUGGUCAUGCCUUUCUGCGAGUGCAAAUUAAGUUCUGUGAUGGAUCGUGAUACGCACGAGACUCUAGGACCAAAUCAAGAAGGUGAGAUUUGCGUAAGAGGUCCAAUCGUUAUGAAGGGAUACGUUGGAGACGCAGAAGCCACUAGAGCCACAAUAGACUCCCAAGGUUGGCUUCAUACGGGCGAUGUCGGCUAUUACGAUGAAGAAGGCUACUUUUUCAUAACCGAUCGCAUGAAAGAGCUCAUCAAGUACAAGGGAUUGCAGGUGUCUCCAACUGAGCUUGAAAGAAUACUUUUAACUCACCCGGAUGUCGUAGACGCUGCUGUGGCUCCUAUAGCAGAUCCAUCUGCUGGCGAAAUACCUCGUGCUUACAUUGUCAAAAGACAAGGCAGUGUUGUGACGAGCGAUGAAUUGGCAAGCUUCCUUUCAGAUAAAGUAAGCGCAUAUAAAAGACUGCGCGGCGGUGUAGUAUUCAUCGAUGCCAUACCCAAGACUAGUACCGGAAAAAUUGUGCGACGUCGUUUAACAGCUAAAACGAUUAGCAAGCUAUAAGUGAUAUUUGGAAUCAAAAGAAAUGUUCCAAUUCGGAAAAUUGUA